AUGAAUAACUCCAGUAGCUCUAUGAGGUUUUUACCUACUACAUUCAUUCUAGUUGGCAUCCCAGGGUUGGAGGCAGAGAACAUCUGGAUCUCCAUCCCCUUCUGCUUGAUGUACAUACUCAUCUUCCUUGGAAAUGGCAUCAUUCUUCAUGUCAUCAGGACAGACUUUGCCUUACAUCAACCCAUGUACCUUUUUCUUGCCCUAUUAGCACUGGCUGAGGUUGGUGUCUCCGCAUCCACCUUGCCUACAGUGCUGGGCAUCUUCCUGUUUGGCACCACUGAAAUUGGUUUUGACGCAUGUCUUCUCCAGAUGUUCUUCAUCCAUUCCUUCUCCAUCAUGGAGUCAGCUGUGCUGCUAGCCAUGUCUGUGGACCGCUUUGUGGCCAUCUACAGUCCACUGCGCUAUACGGCCAUUCUAACCUUGCCCCGCAUCAUUGGUACAGGAGCCAUUAUUGGGCUAAAAAGUAUUAUGCUCAUGGCUCCAUUGCCCUUGCUCUUACGGCGCCUGCCCUUCUGUGGCCAUAAUGUCCUUUCUCAUUCCUACUGUCUCCACCCGAACCUCAUCCAUCUACCUUGUGGGGACAUUUCUAUCAACAAUAUAUAUGGACUUUUCAUUGUUUCCUCCACUUUUGGGCUGGAUUCACUGCUCAUUGUAGUAUCCUAUGGGCUCAUACUCCACAUUGUACUGGGUAUCGCCACUAGGGAUGGGAGGAAGAAGGCACUCAACACAUGUGGCUCACAUGUCUGUGCUGUACUUGCUUAUUAUGUACCUAUGAUCGGAUUGUCCAUGGUGCACCGCUUUGGACACCAUGUAUCCCCUCUUCUGCAAGCCAUGAUGGCCAAUGCCUACCUCUUCUUCUCACCUGCUGUCAACCCCAUUGUCUAUAGCAUUAAGACUAAAGAAAUCCAUCGUGGUAUUGUCCAAAUGAUUUCAGGGAAGAGAGCUAGAGUUUAA
This is a messenger RNA of Orycteropus afer afer, 954 nucleotides long. RefSeq names its product olfactory receptor 51J1. Gene Ontology annotation, biological process: G protein-coupled receptor signaling pathway. Gene Ontology annotation, cellular component: membrane. The record is from RefSeq and is a predicted model, not a curated record. The transcript has a single exon. Gene Ontology annotation, molecular function: G protein-coupled receptor activity; olfactory receptor activity. Lineage: Eukaryota; Metazoa; Chordata; Mammalia; Tubulidentata; Orycteropodidae. Bases 1 to 954 code for a protein of 317 amino acids.